AGUUGCAGCGCUUUUACGGGUUAGUCUACACGUUCAGUCUAGGCCCUAGGUUUAGAAAAUUCUUGUGUUUCUGCAAAGUUUUGUGAUUCAAGGUAGGUUGAAGAUUAUUACUGAUUUUCUAAUAACUUUAAUUAAUUAAUUAUAGUUAAAAAAUUUCAACUAAUUUGUAUGUAAGUAGGUGUUAUGUAUUCGAUGCGUAAUAACUCAUUAAAAUAACCAUAUAUAAAUUUUGAUAUUCUAACUUUAAGUAUGUUUAUGAAUUUUCAACUAAGCGCCUUUUUGAUUUCAGUAUGACGCUGUAAAUUAUCUUAAACUAUCGUUGCGUUUUUUUUUGUUUUUUUUUUGUUUCAUUGAAUAAUCGAGUCCCAUUUGGAAUUAACAUCGAAACUGUAUGUGAAACGACUUUUUCCACAAAAUUUUGAUUGUUUCAGCUUUUAUGAAAAUUAGAUAAUCGUUAAUUGAAAAUAUGUGUUACAGUUUGUUUAUGAAUAGUAAAACAUUAUUGUUGAGAAAGACAAUUAAGUAUUCAAAAUAAUAUAGCAACGACGCAGUUGUUAUAUUAUUUUAGCUACAUAAUUAAAUGUUCCUAAAACGCGGUACAGCGCGAGUAUAUCCCUGUCUGGGUCUUAUAAUAUCGUCUGGUUGGUCUGGUUUAAUUAGAUAGAUAUGGAUUUGUAAAGACAUUAUACAACUAAAUUGAUUAUAUUGAUUGUGGCGUACAAUAUUUAAUAUUGAUGCAUAUUUUAAUGCUUGGACACACUUUUAUUUUUCAUACUUAUGCAUUAUGUGAAUGUUCUAAGAAUACACGACUAUAGAUGCUGCCAGGCUUAUAAUAUUUAACUCUUAGAAUAAUAUGACUUAAAAAACCAGAACAUCUUUUUCUUAUCUUUCCAAUAUUUUUCUUAGCUUUUUCUUACAACAUACACACACACACACACACACACACACACACACACACACACACACACACACAACACACUCACAUCACACACACAUAACACACUAUUAAGUUUGCGUGUUUUUCAAUACUAUUAAGUUUGCGGUAAUCCACACAGAACCUAACAGUGCUAUCUUUUUUAGGUAUCAAGACGGCGGGUGAGGACCACGCGGAUUCGCAUUCUUUGAUUAUUCCUUCUUGUAACAUUUUCACCAAUUCUGCUUCACAUAGUUUCUUUCUUUGCUGGUGUCAACCGGUAAGGCGGGGCUGAUAUAUGUGGAUGAUCACCAGUAUCAAUAUAAUGUUCGGCAUAUGUUGUGCAUGCUCCCCCUAGACUAAAGGUGUCUAAAUUCUCUUUCAGCAGGUUACCUAAUCUAUUACGGGCUUCAGGGUUAAGAAAAUCUGCAGAGGCACAAGACUCAAAAUGGCUUAAAGGUUCGAACUCCAGUAAAUAAAUUUUUGGGUCGUUCGAAAAUUGUGGAGAAAGCAAAAUCUAUACAUAUACCUGCAGCUGUAAGGAAAUCUAUUCCUAACAAGGUUUCAUUAUUUUCAGCGUCUGGUAAAACAACAAAAUCGAGUGCGACUUGCUUUCUUGGUUUUAUAUUUACCUGUAAAUUCGUUAUUGGUACCUGGCGUAUUUUAAUCGAACCAUCCGCUAGUUUAACACGCAAUGAAGUACUAGUGAAGUGCUGAUAUUAUUCCAGUAGUAGAGAGUACAGCUGAAAACAGGCUAUACUUCUUUCCGCUGCGGUAUCUAGCGGUAUUAUUUUCUUUACUUGGAAGUUGGUGCUUCUCAUGUAGUCCUUUAUGCAUUUUGAUGCAUCCUUAAUAAUUCGUACUUAUUUCACUUCGAUUACAUUGCUGAUGUUCUAAUUUUAUUUAUAUUAAAUUAGAUUUUACGAAAUGUUUGUACGAACUUUAAUGACAAUAAAAAACGUGUGUAGGGUGCUCUGAGCCCGGGCUGGCGUAAGACGCUCGAGCUGCACGCUCUGCUUGGGUCGGUGAGCACGCUCGUGCCCGCGCUGCAGGCGGUGCGCUGCUGGGCGCUGCACUAUGCGCCGCACGACCGGGCCUUCCUGCACAGAACAAGACUCUGCUAGCGUCGUUCUUAUUCAGCAGCGGCUCAAAUGAAAUGGUCUACAUGCAGGAUUCCGAGAUUGAUCCCAAGAGUGUUACCUGGGUUUGCUGCGCUCUGCCUCGCAUUGCAGGCGCAGCGAUAAGGGUGCGUUGUGAACUACGCGGGCCCGAAGAUGUGGUGUGCGUCCGGCAAGUGCGUGUGCUCAGUAUGCCCGCGCCCCACCGCACCAGCGCGCUGCCCUCGCACGCGCUGCAGUCUCUCGUGGAGCAGGACACGUUGCGUGUGUUCCGCUUGCUCACUUUACAGGUGUUGGCGAACUGCUAGAGUGGGAUCACAGUGGUACUGAGUCCAAUGAAGGUGCUGUAGCAGCGGAGGAUACGAUUUCAGACGACAGCGACUUGCGUGAGCACGUCGUCGGCAUACUCUUUGCUGGACAUAAACUCACCUCGCUACAGAUACAGAAGGCUGGAAAACACUCGUCGACGACGUGGAAUUUUUAAUAGAAUAAGCGAUGUCGAAGUACUGGGCGGUUGGGUGGUUUGCAGUGCCUUGCAUUAUCACUACGUUUGCGACGAGGUAGACAGUUGCGUUGAUGAUUGAUAAUGCAAAUUGGACAGAUAGUCCGUGGGAAGAUGUUGUUCUUGUGUCCACCGCUGCUGUUGCUUUCUCAAUAUUCACCGUCUUUGCAGUCGUGUCAGUGGUGAAGCAGGUGCAAUAUCACGCAGUUGCGAAGUUGCAGUCGUCAUUUAAGCCAUCAAGACACUGGGGGCAAGGGAUCCCGUUACGCUCUAUUAUUCACUGGCGCUCCGUGAUGAGUCGGAACGCAAUUUGCGCAGAACGAGAUACAGACGUCAUUUGGACCAGUUUUCCGGAUACGCACGUUUUCUUCACGUGCCAGAUACGAGCACCAAAGAAACUCCCGUUGAGAAUAAGAGACGUACAAACUCUGAUGACUGGUUAUACACUGUAUGUAGAAAGAAAUAUUUAGGAGAAAUUUGUCCACAGUAUAUAAAUGAAAAUAAGCAACGAUCCAAAUCGUUAGAUUGGUCAUUGUUUUCUAAUUUUAAAACAAAACAUACUGCUAAUGUUUUGCGUAUUCCUAAGGUCAUUGGUGUUACCUGCGAAUUAACUUUACUGGGCAAGACACAAGUAAUAACGUUAAAAAGCAGGUACAAAAUGUUUGUGCCAGAUAAACUUGUGGGUUUUAAUCUGUUUUUAAGCCUAGUCAUAAUCUGAUAAUUAUAAAAGUUUGUAUUUUGGUUUUAAGAAAAUAUAAAAAUAUGUAUAAUU
Messenger RNA from Parnassius mnemosyne (clouded apollo), 3305 nucleotides. Lineage: Eukaryota; Metazoa; Arthropoda; Insecta; Lepidoptera; Papilionidae. The record is from the annotation of a GenBank genome assembly.